Messenger RNA from Paramecium primaurelia, 1054 nucleotides. NCBI's taxonomy places the organism in Eukaryota, Ciliophora, Oligohymenophorea, Peniculida, Parameciidae. The record is from the annotation of a GenBank genome assembly.
AUGAACAAACAGAAUAAUGAAUCUAAUCCCAUAGAAUUUGUGAUUGAUGCUUAGAGUUCAAAGGCACCUAGUUCCUAAGAAUUUGAAUUUGAGACACAAUCCUUUACUAGCAAAGAAGAUGUCUUAAAUAAUUAGAACUUUAAACCAUUCUUAUAGGAAAGAGAUUCCACAGGAAAAUUAGUUGGAAAAGAUAAAAAGUUACACUUUCUUAAAGGUUAAUAAAUAGUAUUGUGUACAUCAGGCUCUAAAAGACUUAAAGUAAGACUAAAUUUAUUGUUAUUAGUUUUCAACAACAUCAAUUUUAGGUCUCAAUCCUAGAGCUGUAACAGCAGAUGAUAGAAGAUUGGCUAAACGAGAACCACUUAAGAAUUUUAAAUUAAAUUUACAAGCUGAUUAAGGCUUUAUCAAAUAGUUUAGAGAAAUAACGAAACAUAUUAAACCAACAUCCUAAAUGAAUAGUGGAUUUUUAGGACCUCAUAGAGAUUAUUAUUAUAAAACAGUAUUUAGAAAAUUCAAUUAAACAAGACAAAAACUCCAGGUCCAGGCGUAUAUUAAUCUCUUUAUAUUACAGCUUCGAAUCCAAUUGAAUUUCCAAAAAGUCCAUAAAUUAGUUAACCUGCAUAACCAGUUUGUAACAAAGACUUUUAUGAUUUCAAUAUGGUAUAGAAAAAUAUCUCUGGACCAUCCUUUGUAAAAACAUAGAGUAGAGAUAGUGCCUAUUAAAGAGGGAUUUUUGCUUAAAUUGAAAUAGAAAAAAGAUAAACUUUGAAAUAAAAACCAGAAGAAUAUGAUGAAUAAAGGAUUGAUAGAGAAAUAGACUAUUUAUUACAAUAGUAAUAAAAAUAUGGGAAAUAAAGUAUAAAUAUAAUUAAUCAAUAAGCCUAACCUAAUUUAGCUUGGCCAGUUCCUUUAUAAAAAAUUGAAUUACCAGAGAAAGUACAUGGAUAAUGGACUAAAAUGCUGUAUUAAUUAAUAUAUCUAUAAAAUUAGUGAACGCUAUGGAUUUAAGAAGUAAACUGGGGGUAGAUUAAUAAAGAAUACAACUGCUUUAUGA